Funneliformis mosseae is the source of this 219-nucleotide messenger RNA. Lineage: Eukaryota; Fungi; Glomeromycota; Glomeromycetes; Glomerales; Glomeraceae. The record is from the annotation of a GenBank genome assembly.
AUGGCAACUUCGCUGCCGCCAGAAUUAGGCGAUUUUAACAGAAAAGUUGCUAUUACUAUCAAAAACCUUUCGCCACAAGUAACUCUGGAGUAUCCGGUAGUUUAUAUUGAAUCAGAAACGUUAAAUUAUGGGCUUCCUAUGAAUCAACUAACGAGUGAUAAGGAUCGUAAUGAAUCUUUGGCCUUCAUGUGGAGCGUCCCAUUUAACUACGGUUUUUAA